Messenger RNA from Schistosoma mattheei, 639 nucleotides. NCBI's taxonomy places the organism in Eukaryota, Metazoa, Platyhelminthes, Trematoda, Strigeidida, Schistosomatidae. The record is from the annotation of a GenBank genome assembly.
AUGUCAAGACGGUUCUACUGCGUAAGUAGCGCACUUGGUAUCUAUCCACCGGAAAAAUACAUGUUCAUGGUUCUAAUGUCAAGUUAUGGAAUAAUGGCUACUUUGAGUCAAUGGAUUUGGUGUUGGAAAGCUGGAGUUCAAAUAAGAAAAAUGAGAAGAUCCAUAAUACUUCAUUUUCUACGUGUAGUUGUUGCGGUAUUUAUGACGAUAGCUGGGAUGUGUAUAGUCGGACUUUCUUUUAUUAACACAAAAGAAAACAACGCUAAACAUUAUCAUUUGACUUUAUUGAAUUUUAUUUGUCAUGUUAUUGCAAUUCCUUGUGGAGCAGUUGUAAUCGCCUGUAUUUCAAACAAAUGGAUAUUAUAUUGUUUUGCAAGACUAUUUAUUGUUAUUCAAAUGGUACUGGCAUCUGCUUCAUUUGUACAUUUCAAUAUGAUUGGACUUAAAGUUUUAAAAGCGAAAGAUUUCUUCUAUAUCAAACCUUAUGAAUCGGGUUAUAUUGAAUUUGUAUGGAGUGCAGUAAGCGAAUGGUGCGUUGUUUUGGGUUGUGCAGAAUUAACAUUUAUUAUAGCUUUGGAACUUCGAGAUUUUCAAAAAUCGGUUAUGAAUUUACAAAGAAGUUCCAAUUUAAAUGUGUAG